UUGAGGUACCUGGGGAUUUUAGUGUUGGGAGGGCAUUAUCUCUGUUUAGAGUUUCCAGCAUCUGUUCCUGUAUCUUUGUGCUUCCCUGAGAUGCUACAGCUGCCUAAUGAGAUCCCUAGUGGACUUAGUGGAGUCUUCUACUUUUCUUUACUCCUUGGUGGAUAAAAUAGUGGAACAGCUGCAGCAGUUCAUUCAGAGUUAUGAUCUGCCUGCCCUUCGGGAUUACUGGAAUUAUCUUGACCGACGCCUUUUCAGUCGUUUGGAGGAUGUGUAUCGGCCUACGGUGAAUAAGCUGAAAACCAGUUUGUUCCGCUACUACCUCGUCUACACUGUUCAGACAGGCCGGAAUGACAAGGCUCAGGAGUUCUUUCUCAAGCAAGCAUCAGAACUCCAGAACCAAGUGGAGUGGAAGGAUUGGUUUGUUCUGCCAUUCCUCACCAACGCAGAUUCAAACCCCACCUUUGCCACGUAUUUCUCACGACAGUGGGCAGACACGUUCAUCGUGUCUCUGCACAACUUUCUUAGCGUCUUAUUUCAGUGCAUGCCUGUCCCAGUAAUCUUGAACUUUGAUGCCGAAUGUCAGAGGAGUGCUGUCAUACAGGAAGAAAAUGAAAUUUUGCGUCAAAAGCUUUUUGCCUUGCAAGCUGAGACCUACCGAAUGAAGAAAGAGGAGCUGCAGCAGCAGCAGCAGCAGGAGGAAGAGUCAGUUGUCCACCACAAAUUGCCUGCUUACGUGGCCAACAUGGACCGACUGGGGGACUCUGAGCUUGAUAUGACACGCAGCCAGAGGAGCACCACACACUCUCUUCAGUCUCGAGGGGGCUUCCUAUCCUCUCUGCUCUCUCAGAGUAAGAAGGGUCCUUCUAGACCAACCAUGACAACUGGAGUCUCCCCAACACAGACUGGCGGAAUACUGCUAGGGAAAAAGGAACCAUCAAACCAUCAGAGCACCAAAGGAAAGGAGGUAGCAACAGGCUGCAAAGAUGGAAAGAGUCACUUUACUGGGCUGACAGCAAAUGAGCCUGUCUUAGUACAGCACCGUCAGAGGCGUCUGCAAGAUCAUGGGAAAGAAAGAAAGGAGCUUCUAUCAAAAGUAACUUCCCAGGGCCAGAGUGUUGAGAAAAAGAUGGAGAAGGGUGCUACUGAAGCAGAACCUUCCCCCGAGCUGCAGACUGAGCAGUCAGAAAGCCUCACCAAAACUUCUGCAUUCAGCACCGAGGCUGGAGGACAGGAGCAGCCGUUCAUUGUCCUGAGCCAAGAGGAGUAUGGAGAGCACCAUUCCUCCAUCAUGCACUGCAGGGUGGAUUGCUCUGGGCGGAGGGUGGCCAGCUUGGACGUAGACGGGGUCAUCAAGGUGUGGUCUUUUAAUCCCAUGAUGCAGACCAAAGCGUCGUCCAUUUCCAAAUCUCCACUGCUUUCUUUAGAAUGGGCAACCAAACGGGACAGGCUGCUAUUGCUGGGCAGCGGGGUUGGGACAGUUCGUCUCUAUGAUACCGAAGCCAAGAAGAAUCUCUGUGAAAUUAACAUUGAUGAAGACAUGCCCAGGAUCCUAUCCCUUGCAUGCAGCCCAAGUGGUGCCUCCUUCGUCUGCUCAGCUGCAGCGCCAAACCUGCUCAGCCAGCUGGACCUCGCAGCCCCUGAGACUGGAGGCAGAGGUGUGAGCCAAGUUCCAGGGAAGCUGCUUCUGUGGGACACUAAAACCAUGAAGCAGCAGCUCCAGUUUUCUCUUGAACCAGAGCCCAUUGCCACAAACUGCACGGCCUUUAACCACAAUGGCAACCUGUUAGUCACUGGAGCAGCAGAUGGAAUCAUUCGUCUCUUUGAUAUGCAGCAGCAUGAGUGUGCUCUGAGCUGGAAGGCCCAUGAUGGGGAGGUCUACUCUGUUGAAUUCAGCUAUGAUGAAAACACAGUUUACAGCAUAGGAGAAGAUGGGAAGUUUAUUCAGUGGAAUAUUCACAAAAGUGGCACGAAAGUGUCUGAGUACGCCCUUCCCACUGAUGCCACAGGCCCCUUCGUGCUCUCUGGGUACAGCGGGUAUAAGCAAGUCCAGUUUCCGCGAGGAAGGCUUUUUGCUUUUGACUCUGAGGGAAACUACAUGCUGACCUGUUCCUCCACUGGGGGCAUCAUCUACAAGCUGAACAGCAAUGAGAAGAUCCUGGAAAGCUGCCUCUCUCUGGGAGGACACAGAGCCCCAGUGGUCACUGUGGACUGGUGCACAGCCAUGGAUUGUGGAACCUGCCUCACUGCCUCAAUGGAUGGGAAGAUUAAACUAACAACCUUACUUGCUCAGAAAUCUUAAACUGAGCAGCACUGAUAGGAAAGAGCCAGAUGUGUUAUGAAAUCAGUGUUAACCAUAAAAGAACAAAGUACAUGGAAGAGAAGAAGGCAAAUUACAAUCACUCUUCCCUCAUUUUAGCUUUUAUCUUCAGGACCAAACCUUUUUUACACACAGCAAAGUGCUGCAGUUUAGGAGCCUGUUUAGUUACAGGGAACAGUGGCAACACUGAAGAACCAACACUCUAAGAUUACCUGUUUUGGCAGCUGUGGAGCCUCAAGCACCACAUGUCUCUAAGUGGUAGGGGGAGGUUACAUGCAAAUAGAAGCUGAAUGCUGAAUUGCAUUUUAUCACAAUGGCUCCAACUGAAAAUGCCUGCGUGCAACUCAUAGUAUUCUAUAUGUAAUUUUUUUUCUUAAAAGAAACUGUUCCAUUGCA
Molecule: messenger RNA, 2713 nt
Organism: Pelodiscus sinensis (Chinese soft-shelled turtle)
Lineage: Eukaryota; Metazoa; Chordata; Testudines; Trionychidae
Source: RefSeq, a predicted model, not a curated record